Molecule: messenger RNA, 1125 nt
Organism: Acanthosepion pharaonis
Lineage: Eukaryota; Metazoa; Mollusca; Cephalopoda; Sepiida; Sepiidae
Source: the annotation of a GenBank genome assembly
AUGACAUUGCUUAGUCUCUUUCUUCCCCUCGCUGUCUUUUUCUCCCUCCCCCACUUCGCUGUCUUUUUCUCCCUCCCCCACUUCGCUGUCUUUUUUUUCCCUCCCCACUUCUGCUGUCUUUUUUCUCCUCCCCACUUCGCUGUCUUUUUUCUCCCCCCCACUUCGCUGUCUUUUCUCCCUCCCCCACUUCGCUGUCUUUUUCUCCUCCCCACUUCGCUGUCUUUUUUCUCCCUCCCCCACUUCGCUGUCUUUUUCUCCUCCCCACUUCGCUGUUUUUUUCUCCCUCCCCCACUUCGCUGUCUUUUCUCCCUCCCCACUUCUUGGCUGUCUUUUUCUCCCUCCCCCACUUCGCUGUCUUUUCUCCCUCCCCCACUUGCUGUCUUUUUCUCCUCCCCACUUCGCUGUCUUUUCUCCCUCCCCCACUUCGCUGUCUUUUUCCCUCCCCACUUUCUGUCUUUUGUCCCUUUUUUCUCCUCCUCCCCCACUUCGCUGUCUUUUUCCUCCCCCCCCUGUCUUUUUUUUCCCUCCCCACUUCGCUGUCUUUUUUUCUCCCUCCCCCACUUCGCUGUCUUUUUUUUUUUCUCUGUCUUUUCUCUCCCCCCACUUCGCUGUCUUUUUUUCCCCCCCACUUCGCUGUCUUUUUCUCCCUCCCCCACUUCGCUGUCUUUUUCUCCCUCCCCCACUUCGCUGUCUUUUUCUCCCUCCCCCACUUCGCUGUCUUUUCUCCUCCCCACUUUGCUGUCUUUUUUCUCCCUCCCCCACUUCGCUGUCUUUUUCUCCCUCCCCACUUCGCUGUCUUUUUUCUCCCUCCCCACUUCGCUGUCUUUUUUCUCCCUCCCCUUCCCCUGUCUUUUUCUCCCUCCCCACUUCGCUGUCUUUUCUUUUUCCCUCCCCACUUCGCUGUCUUUUUUCUCCUCCCCCACUUCGCUGUCUUUUUCUCCUCCCCCCCCCCUGUCUUUUCCCUCCCCCACUUCACUGUUUUUCUCCCUCCCCCCACUUCGCUGUCUUUUCUCCCUCCCCCACUUCGCUGUCUUUUCUCCCCCCCCUCUUGCUGUCUUCCCCCCUCUUCCUGUCUUCCCCCCCCCUCGCUGUCUUUUUCUCCCCCUUUAUCAGACACCAAGGUGA